This is a messenger RNA of Fusarium proliferatum ET1, 2016 nucleotides long. RefSeq lists its product as uncharacterized. NCBI's taxonomy places the organism in Eukaryota, Fungi, Ascomycota, Sordariomycetes, Hypocreales, Nectriaceae. Gene Ontology annotation, biological process: regulation of DNA-templated transcription; DNA-templated transcription. Gene Ontology annotation, molecular function: DNA binding; zinc ion binding; DNA-binding transcription factor activity, RNA polymerase II-specific. The transcript is spliced from 4 exons. Bases 1 to 2016 code for a protein of 671 amino acids. The record is from RefSeq and is a predicted model, not a curated record.
AUGAAGCGCAAUUACUCCGGAGCGCCUAUCAUGUCGACUUACAGGGCUUCUCGGCUGCCAGUUUCGUGCCGGCCUUGCCGUGAGAAGAAGCGGCGCUGUGAUCGCAAUCAGCCUUGUUCGAACUGCACCCAGCGGCGCCUCACGUGCGUUUACGAGAAUGGUAGUCGAGCUAUCAGCUCUUUAGAGAGUGAAGCAUUACCGGAACUGAACCUUGGUGAUGCUUUGGUCGGCCCAAACGAAAGCACCUUGGCCUUCUCUCCACAAAGACAGUUGGACCUGUUAGUCAACCUGUCCCCAAAAGCUGUCUUCCCAAAUGAAGCUCAAGUAUCGCAGCUGGCGCAACCAGAGUUAACUUCCUCCAGCCGCAAGCUGUUCAACUGCCACACUGAAGCCCCCUCAAACAACAAAUCUGCUUUUGUCAAUGAGCGCUUAACCCAUUUGACGUCGAAUCUCCCGCCUGCCCAUCAAGCUCAUCUGCUUUGCGAACACUUCAUUGACACCAUCCAGCCUACAUUCGGUGUCCUGCACGUGCCAUCGAUUAGAUCACUUGUUUAUAGCUGCUUGGGGUCCGACAAAGAAGCUCCAAAGUUUGACGAGUUGCUCAUGCUUUUCAGUAUCUUUGCUGGUGCGGCUUUGGCCUGGACAGAUGAACUUCUUCAUAGGCUUGGAGCAACAAAAGCGAACGCCGUAUCGGCCUUCGACUGUUAUUUUCACUCUGCUCUGUCAAUCAUUGAAGACGCUCACACACCACUACCGCCCUCCGUCACUGCUGUCUCAGCGAUAUGUACGCUUGCGCAUGUGGCCAUCAACUCUGAUGAUGUCGUCCCGAUCAAGGCACUGGAUCUUAGAAGCCGGUGCUACAAUAUGUGCCGCGAAAUGAUGAUUCAUCGCUUAGACAGCCCUGCCGCACAGAAAGAGCGGGACAUAAUCCCGGCCAACAACAUUGACUUGGAAGUUCAGAGACGUGUAUGGUGGAACAUGGUUGCUUCUGACUGGCUGACUUCUUUCUCCGGAAGCUCGCAAGAGGGUAUCUAUACUUUCAUUCCGAGACUGAUGAGAGUCAAACAACCGUGUAACGUCGACGAUGCCGCGCUCACGAUUUCAGGCGAUAUCCCCGAUUUACCUAUCUCCAUUCCAACAGAUAUGACAUUCUUCUUUUUGCGACUCAGAACGGCAGAAAUAUCUCGUGAGAUUAUCGAUGCGAUCGCACCCCUGGCCGACGACACCCCCGAAGAAGACUACGAAAUCAUUCUCCACCUUGAUAGAAAACUGCAGGAUUUUGUCAAGGGUCUUCCUGAAUUCUGCAAGCUCGACCCGGAAAGUAUGCAGAAGUCCAAAGAGAUUUGCGAGUCAAGGCCGUUCAUCUACUGGCAGCGAAUAAGUCUCCACCUCGGCAUCCAUGCUCGCAUUUGUCGACUUCAUCGUCCUUAUCACCUCGCAGCGUAUGCAGAUCCUCGAUAUUCUUACUCUCGAACCACGAUCCUCACAUCAGCGUACAAGAUCCUGGAACUGAGACGCAUGAUGGACGACCCGGUUGCCAAGCUUCACUUCAGACCUGAGAGGUAUUGGGUAAUCUUCUUGCAUGUCACCUCAGCCGCUGUAGCGUUGGCAGUCGACCUGUCUCACAAUCCUGAUGCCUCCGAUGCGGAAGUCAUGAAGGAAACGGUUAAGGGCGCGUACGAGACGCUGAACAGAUCAAGAAAGAACGCGCAGAGCCUGAUCAGAGGAAUCGAGAAGAAUAUGGAACAGGUCAUGGGGACCUUGCAGAAGCAGCGUGCGAAUGCGAUCCCAUCGGCUUCGCCGGCUGCAACAUCAAGCGCGAACUUAGAUUCAGUUCCUGAAAGUGCCUUCACAGAUAUGAAUGAUAUUGCAGUGGGCAUGCAGGAAGACGGUUUUGGGGAUGAACAUUCGCACCAACUUUGGUCAGACUUUUUGGCUGCUGUCCCUGACCUUGAAGAGUUUCAGUGGACUUCUCUUCUGCAGGACCUCGACUUUGAUCCUAGCAACUUCAGUUAA